AUGACAUCCCGAAGACUUAAUGCCGAGGACUGGACGCCUGUACAUCCCACAAAGCUGAAUGCUAGCAUCUCCAAUGAGUCAAGGACCGCGCAUUCACGGUCUUCCGGCAAUUCGCAGCGCGCACUGCGCCCUAAGCCAUUGAACAUACCAUCAAAACUACCCCAAACACCGCCCAAUGCUAAGCAGUCGCACUUUCCACCCCAGAAUGGCGAUUCGGACCAGGCCAAGGACAUUCCCACUGAUCCGCAGAUCGUCGACUUGGGUCCUCCUGGACCAUGGCCGCAUCGUGGUUCUCCCGCCGUACGAAAUCGCCGCAUGGGUUCGCCGAACCUAGCAUCGCACUUCAAUUCCAGGCAGUCCGAGAUCUCUCUUGGUAUAUUAGACUACUACACCAGAGAACCAACCCCGUCGCUGAAAAGUCCUGAGCUUCCACCGCCACCUACACCGAAGCUGGACUCUGCCAUCGAGCAGUUUGACUUCGGUCUUCCUCCAACCCCAACGCCAUCCGUCGUGACCACGAUACCAUGUCUUGUCAACGCGACAGCUGAAGCAGAGCGGCAGGAGCAGUCUCUCAUCCCAGUAUCGCCUCCGAGUGGUCAGCUACGCCACAAUGUGAUGAACAAUGGCUACAGUCUCUUUCCAGUGAUCAAGGAAGUGACACCUCCACCCCGAAGGCCUACAAUCACGCUGGUCGAGCCAUUUGGCCGACGCAACACCACUCCAGGAAGUAACACCAGCUCAAUAGCUUCCCCGCCAGAUCGAUGCCACCGCCCACGAAAGGAGAGCAUAUCAAGUUCCGUUCGCAGCCGCAACGACAGCUUCAUCUCCGGCCACCGCGACAAGCAUGGCCGGAUACCACUCCGCAUCCUGUCAUCCGACUCGACUUCCAGCACCUGCCGCACCAGAGUCGCCUCUUCGAACAUAUCAGCCGUACCAGAGAAGCAAAGCAGAUGGUCCGACGACACAAUCACAUCACCUUCCACAGCAUCUACGCCUGGCCCGAGGACCUCGUUUGGUUCUCUGUUGCGACGGGACAGUGCGCAGUAUCCUGCAUGCUUCUUCGAGGACGAUGAAGAGGCGCCUUUAAGACGGAAGUUCGCGUGGAAGAAGACGUCUAUGGCUUCAAGUCAUGAGCAUCAGCGGGGGCGUUACGAUGAGCCGCCGAGUUUUGGGGAGCGGUUUGUUAAGCUUAUGCUGUGCGGCUGUGGUGGACGAUAA
This is a messenger RNA of Fulvia fulva, 1218 nucleotides long. RefSeq lists its product as uncharacterized. The record is from RefSeq and is a predicted model, not a curated record. The transcript has a single exon. The coding region runs from base 1 to 1218 and encodes 405 amino acids. Lineage: Eukaryota; Fungi; Ascomycota; Dothideomycetes; Mycosphaerellales; Mycosphaerellaceae.